UAUAAUGCAUUAAAUAAAAAGUCAUGAAAGAGAGUAGGGGGAGAAAAGGCGUGUGGAAUUGAGCAAUGAAUACAAAAUGUCGAAAUCGUCUGUUACGCGCGAUCUCGGACAUUGAAGAUCGAGCUGGGCGACCCCCUACGUCACAGCCCCCAGAGAGGAGGAGCGAAGGAGAGAUGCAAGCGGGAGAAUCAACAUGGACCUGAAGGCGUUGGAGACGAAGUGGAGGACGGCGCUGAGCUCCAUCCUGGACGAGCUGACGGGCGAGGAGUUCCGGAAACUUCUGUUUAACCUGGAGAAGAUCCCUCAGGGGUUGAAGGAGGGGCGGGUGCGGGGCGAAAUGCCCAGCUUCAUCAUCCAGUACUACAGCACCGAGCUAUCCAUCACACUCAUCGACCGCCUGAUGAGGAACCUUCCCAGGCUGGACGCCGCCGUGCAGCAGCCUCUCAGAGGCAUGAAGGACGAGCUGAAGAAACUCCGGGAGAAAAGCAAAGGAGCAGCCACCACAAACGAGAAAAAACCUGCAGCUGGGACCAAAGCUGCAGCUGACUCAGGAGCAGCGACUAAGAAGAAACCUGCAGCUGCCGCGACGAGCAAACAAACUGACUCAGGAGCAGCGACUGAGAAGAAGAAACCUGCAGCUGGAGCAGCCACCACAAACGAGAAAAAACCUGCAGCUGGGACCAAAGCUGCAGCUGACUCAGGAGCAGCGACUAAGAAGAAACCUGCAGCUGGAGCAGCCACCACAAACGAGAAAAAACCUGCAGCUGGGACCAAAGCUGCAGCUGACUCAGGAGCAGCGACUAAGAAGAAACCUGCAGCUGCCGCGACGAGCAAACAAACUGACUCAGGAGCAGCGACUGAGAAGAAGAAACCUGCAGCUGGAGCAGCCACCACAAACGAGAAAAAACCUGCAGCUGCAACAACAAUACAAAAAACUGACCCAGGAGCAGCGACCAAGAAGAAGAAACCUGCAGCUGCGACGACGAGCAAACAAACGAAAGGAUCAGGAGCAGUGACUGAGAAGAAGAAACCUGCAGCUGUGGCGAAGAGCUAACAAACUGACUCAGGAGCAGCGACCAAGAAGAAGAAACCUUCAGCUGGAUCAGAGUGCUGCUCCUAUGCAGAUGAGGACGAUUUAAAGUAAUCAGAUUACUCCGCACCAACAAGACAAACACUCACCUGCAGGUGCAGUUUGAGGGUCGUUUUCAGGAAGUUUACGGAACAACUUGAGUCCUUUCUGAGGGAAUGGGCUUCAAAACCGUGGAGGAUUUCAACAAAGGCUUUUUCCACAUGCUACCUCUCACUGUGAUGGCGAACAUGCAAGGAAAGAGGAUCCUGGAAAUGAGAAUGAUCUGACAUGUCGUUUAGUUUGGGAAACGCUGUUUGCUUUGAAUCAUGUUGAGAGGUUUCAAUCGUCUCCAAUCUCAUUUUUUACUAAUAAAGAGAUUCU
This is a messenger RNA of Trematomus bernacchii (emerald rockcod), 1450 nucleotides long. RefSeq names its product histone H1-like. NCBI's taxonomy places the organism in Eukaryota, Metazoa, Chordata, Actinopteri, Perciformes, Nototheniidae. The transcript is spliced from 15 exons. The record is from RefSeq and is a predicted model, not a curated record. The coding region runs from base 194 to 1054 and encodes 286 amino acids.